UAUGUGAAAAUUCAUUUUUAUAGUCAUGGAACAGCUCUUUAAGUUUAUUAGAACAGACUAAAACAACCUUCUGUACGUUUAUCUGUGGGUCAGUGACAAAUAAAAAGAAAAGGAAAGAAAUUUAACAAACAAAUAAAUACUAUGAAUACUUUUUUUUUAUGUCAGCAAGUUUUAAGGUCUAUGCAGUUUAGAUAAGUAAAUAAAUAAAUAAAAAAAACGUAAUACAUAUACAUGCACAGUACAACCAUGGCAAUACAUUUGUUUUCCUCUUACAUAAAAACACACCAUUCACCGCUUGUUUUUAAUGAAAAUAAAAAAAAUCAUGAAUAUUAAAGGGCUAUCCAAAUAAUCCAAAUCACCUUUAACUGAAAAGAAAAGAAAAGAAAAGAAAAGAACGUAAGCGUCACGUCAUUGAUCCACAGACAUGCAAUAUGAAAAGCGGCCAGCAGGUGGCACUGAGUUUGCAUGCAGCCCAAAUAAAUGACUGGACAUUGUCUGCAGCAUACAAACGUUUCAGGUUUAUUCCUAAGAAACACCGGAAGGAUAGAAUUACUUCAGAUACUGUAUUUUAAGUCAAAAUCACAACCAGCCAUACUAUAUAUCAAUUUAUGGGUGUUCACUGACAAUUUAAAGUAUCUAGAAAAUAAUCUAGUAGGCUAAACACAAAGCAUUUAACGCUACAUUGCAUGCGAACUUUUUCAAAACUAGUCACCACCCCACCCUACUACAGAGACAAACCGGUCCAAGCAGAAAACUCUCCACAGACAUCACACUUAACAGGUGGAUGUGAAAGUUCACUGCUGUUGUCAGUCAUGUCUUCUAGAAGAAAACACGUCCAGUAAUUUAUCUGGGAAAAGUUGUUUUAAUUUUAGCUGCAGUGCAAUUUCAUCUGCAAUCACGAUGGAGCAAAAGAAGAAAGCCUGGCCCAAUUUCCGUGAGAGAGCCAAACCCAAGUUAAUUCUGAAGAUCGGAAAGAAGGGUCUGGGGAAGAAGAAAAAGACCCCUCUGAAAUACAGGAGGAGUAUGUCAGUACCAGACCUCAGGAUUAAUCCCAGUGCCAUGCUGGAUUCUCAGGAUGAUUCCAGGACACCAGGUCAAGACUCCGUCUUCUUUGGAAACAUGGAGGGUAUAUGUGACUUGGAUGAAACAGCAAGUGAAACCUCUAGUACUGCCUUAUCUGAGCAGUUAAGUGUCGCUGACAUGCCAUACUCCUGCAGCCCCGCGCCAUCAGUGAGAUCAGUUCCAGUUGACUUUCCAGUUUUAUUGGAAACUGAUAAGAGGCAAAGAGCCACGACGUGGUACAUAGAUGAUUUAGAUGCAGUGACUGGAUCUGUAUAUCCACCUACAGAAAGACAGAUGGCACCUGAAAGAAAAUUGCCAGGUCAGAGACCAAAAGACCCCACAGAUAGAGUGGCUGCAGCCCUUAGUAGAGCUGGUGCACAAGCUUCAGACGAAACCACCGCAGAGUCAGUCAGCAGUACUCCACCUGAGGAGAAGUGUCCUACCGAGCACCAGCCAUCCUCUCCAGUGGAAAUGUUCAUUGCAGGGAAAGCUGAGGACAUGGACAUUCCCAAUGAAACCAGUGACUUUGAUACCCUUGCAGAACAAGAACGAAACUUCCCAGCAGGAUUAAAUGACAGUCAGAGUGCUUCAGCACACCAGAAGGUCCAGUAUAUCCUCACCAUCAACCUGAAGGAAGGCAAAAACCUGGUUAUCAGAGACCGCUCAGGUACAAGUGACCCGUUCGUCAAAUUCAAAUUAGAUGGCAAAAACAUCUACAAAAGCAAAGUCGUGAACAAGAACCUGAAUCCCAUCUGGAACGAAUCAUUUUCCUUUCCCAUCAGAGACCUCGAUCAGACUCUUCAUCUUAAGGUAUAUGAUCGUGACCUCAGAUCCAAUGACUUCAUGGGCUCAAGCAGCUUUCCUCUCUAUAAACUGGAUUUGGACAGAAUAAUUCCAAUGACACUACCUUUGGAGGACCCCAACAGUGAGGAGAGCGAUAUGGGAGUGAUCAUUCUAGAGGCCUGUCUGUCCAUCCGAGAGGAACCUGCCAAACGAAAUAAGUGGCUACUAAGAAGAAAGGGAAGCUUUAAUAAGGGACAGCCGAUAAGCCCAGCGCAGGUUAUGCGGCUCAUGUGUGGACAGAGGAAUCAGGUUUGGACUGGAAUUUAUACUGUCAUCCUGGUGGAAGGCCAAAACAUGCCCGACUGUGGUCAGGGAGACGUCUACGUACGCUUCAGAGUGGGUGAACAGAGGGUCCGGAGCAAGAAUCUGUGUAUUAAGGCAAACCCGCAGUGGAGAGAGUCCUUCGAAUUUAACCAGUUCCAGGAUGUUCAGGAAAAUCUGGCAGUGGAGGUUUGUUGCAAGAGGGGCAGGAAGUCAGAGGAGUGCUGGGGAGUGUUAGAUAUUGACCUGACCAGACUUCCUGUCAAUCAGAGGCAGUUAUAUACUCAUGAGCUAGACCCAAACAAGGGCCGACUGGUAUUUUUGGUCACACUGACUCCGUGUUCUGGUGCGUCCAUCUCAGACAUUCAGUCAGCUCCAUUAGAUAACCCUACAACCUUUGAGGAGAUGCAGGAGAAAUAUGGACUGAUGAAAUGUCUGUGGGACUUGAAGGAUGUUGGCUAUCUUCAAAUCAAGUUAAUAAAAGCCACAGAUCUUCCAUCAACCGAUUUAAGUGGUAAAAGUGACCCUUUUUGUACCCUUGAGCUUGGUAAUAGCAAACUGCAAACUCACACCAUAUCCAAAACGCUGAAUCCUGAAUGGAGAACAGCCCUAACAUUUCCCAUUAAGGACAUCCAUGAUGUUCUGGUGCUCACAGUCUAUCAUGAUGAUGGGGACAAAGCUCCAGACGUCCUGGGAAAAGUUGCCAUUCCAUUGUUGACUGUUUCUAAUGGCCAACAAAUAACCAGAACGCUGAAGAAUAAUAAUCUUUCAAGGACGACCAAAGGAAGCAUCACACUGGAGCUGAAUGUUCUCUACAACCCUAUCAGAGCAGGUGUGAAAACCUUCCAGCCGAAGGAAACAAAGUUUGCAGUGGACAACCCAAAGUUUAACAAAAAGCUUUUAGCACGUAAUAUCUAUCGAGUGAGGAAGAUCAGCAUGGCCAUUCUUUAUACGCUGCAGUAUAUUAAAAGCUGCUUCAACUGGGAGAACACGCGAAGGAGUAUUACAGCCUUCCUGAUAUUUGUGGUGGCAGUGUGGCUUUGGGAGCUGUUCAUUUUGCCUCUCUUCCUCCUUCUGCUCAUUGGCUGGAACUACUUCCACAUCACACCAGGCAUGGCCAGCUACAGUCAGGACUUGGAGAACAUGUCCGUGGCCGAAGACGAGGACGAGGAUGAAAAGAAAACAAGAGGAUGGAAGAGCAAACAACCCACUGGAUGUGUGUCCCGUAUGACCAGGAGGCCCUGUUCGCUUGGCCCUGGGCACAAGGUCACCUAAGAGUACCACGCUUUGGAUAGACAGACAGAGAGCUGACCCCCUUCUUCCGCCGCACCCCAGGGUACCAUCGGUGGUCUCCUAACCCACAAGCCCUCUCCCACCUCACAUCUAACAUAUCACCUUCAGCACAUACCACAAGGACAGAGUGUUGAUGUCAUAAUCAUUGUGCAUUCUAGAGUGCACAAUCCUGUGACAUAUCCAUUUGGGAGCGGGUGUUUUGUGCUUGUUUGUACUCUGGUUGUCAGCUUUAACAAACCCAUUUGCAACACAUUUAGCCAAUAACACAGGUGUUUUAUUUAGGUGCGUUCCUCUGGUUAUUUCAUUGUGGAAUAAGUGAGUUCGCAAAUAUUUGCACCAGCUUUGAAUGAAUAUUCAAAUUUGACGCCAUUUACUCAAUUAAAGGAAUGUUAAAUGAACCCUGCCUUGCGGUAUUUUGAUUGUGCCGAGCAUCCCUGUGAAACUGCAUUUUCUGUUCGCCUAUGUGCAAUCUGUUCCCUAUUAAGCCAACAUAAAAGUUAUUUGACAAUUUCAUUUGAAUUGAGAAUAUGAUCUGACACAGGUUUCCUAAUCAGUAGACGUGUAGCUUGGAUAGUUUAUUUCUCCUAAAAAAAAAAAAAAAAUGAGUUUCCACCACAGAGGCGGAAAAAAGGAUGUUUGACUUCAAGGGGGUUCAGGGAGACCCUGACCCUAACCCUAUCGUACCCUAAACCCUAACCUAACCCUAACCCAGUAGUCCAGAGAACUUGUAUAUUGUGCCUCUAUGAAUGCUUUCAGUGUUAUCUUUUGGUCUCCAUUAAUAUGAAUAUUUGAUGUUUGUCAUUUUAAAAACUUGCAGCCAUACCAAAGCAAACUGUGACAAACGUUACAUAACAUGUACAGUAGUGACCCCAAAAUAUUUUGGACACUUAAAUCGCACUUAAAAAUAUUUUUAGAUAAUAUAUUAAAGCAAAGCCAACAAACAAACAAAAAGGCUUAUGGAACUGAUGUCACUUUUCUAAAC
Molecule: messenger RNA, 4441 nt
Organism: Cyprinus carpio (common carp)
Lineage: Eukaryota; Metazoa; Chordata; Actinopteri; Cypriniformes; Cyprinidae
Product: multiple C2 and transmembrane domain-containing protein 2-like
Biological process (GO): regulation of neurotransmitter secretion
Cellular component (GO): synaptic vesicle membrane
Molecular function (GO): calcium ion binding
Source: RefSeq, a predicted model, not a curated record